Molecule: messenger RNA, 3358 nt
Organism: Cucumis sativus (cucumber)
Lineage: Eukaryota; Viridiplantae; Streptophyta; Magnoliopsida; Cucurbitales; Cucurbitaceae
Exons: 6
Coding region: 596-2980 (794 amino acids)
Source: RefSeq, a predicted model, not a curated record
AAUGCAUAAGUUGGCGCGUAAUUUUCUGAAUCCGAAUACGACAAUCAGAAAUUCAGAGAAAAAGAUAUCGAAAAAAUACCCAAAAUACAUCAAUUUCCUAAACUUUCACACUGUUAUUUCAUAUAUCCCAUCAUUUUCUCCCCCAUCUUCCUUUCUCCAUCGCGCCUCUUUCCUUUCCCUCAACUUUCAGUAUUGUUUAGCAACCAAAAUCAUCGAGUACCCAUCUUCCAGAUUUCCUCUACCGACCUCUCUUUAUGGGUUUCUCUCUUUUUUCACUAUAAUUUAUAAGCAAACUUUUUCAAUUACUGUUUGACUUGAAAUUCUUUCGAUUCAGUUGCGUUUUGCUUUGCCCACUUGGCUGGUUUGUUCGCUUUCUUGUUCAUACCAGCAAAUUUAGGAAAUGAUGGAAGUUUUGUGUGGUGGGUUAUCAGGAAAGCCUAAGAUCAGCUUUUUUAUGAGAAGGGUUUUGAAGGAAGGAAGCAGAGAGAUUGAGGAACCUAGAAAUCACGGGAAGACAAAACAAUAAUUUUAUUUUCAGUACUACUUGAGGUCGGUGGUUGUCGACCAUAAAGUUUUGUUGGUAGAGUUUCUCCGGAUGGAACCUAGACAGCAUACAGCUAGUGUUCUUGAAGCAUUGAUGGGGUUUGAUGAGAGUCAAUCUCAGCACCCUGCUUCAAGACAUUCUAAAGUUUUUUCAGAUGAUUAUUUACAAAGGGUUGCAUCCAUUGGAAUCUCGAAGAAGAAAUACCCCUCCAGAUGUCAUCCAUUUAGGAUGACAAUUGAAGAGCCAACAGAACUUUUCAAUUCUCUCAAAGUAGAAAAUAACUUUAGCCGCUGCACCAAGUUAUGGGAACGGGAGGAGGCAGAUUCUACUUUAUCAGCCGCAUAUACACCACUUACAAGACAUGAAAAGCACUUUUCAACCGGUAAGGUGAUACAAACUUCAAAGGGUUUUCAAGAUUUACCAGAGGUUCUAGAUUCUAUGGAUAUCUCACCAAGACCUACAAGAGGAAAAAAUUCUUUAUUCCACCAGGCCAAAAGUGGACUGAGUGUUUCAACAGCACAUUAUAAUUUGACAGAAGGAAAUAAUGAUGCAGGGACUAAAUUUAAGGACAGGAAACAAGGACAGGCACACUUGUCAGAGGAUCUAUGUCUUUUGAAGUCUUCAAGACCUUUUUUAGAGUGGAGCAAUAAGCUAGGUUUUUCUUCCUCUCCACCAAAUUCUUUGAAAGGCUCACAUUUAGUUACUGAUAAAUGCAAAGGUUGUCAUAAUUCUCAAAAUGGAAAGAAUAUUGCUAAAGAAAAAGAAAGGACUACGGUGUCACUGGAGCCCAUCAAGCAACUAUCUCAAGUUUCAAGUAUUUUGGAUGGAAGUAGGAGAACAAUGAGGCGUGAGUUCUUUAAUUUGCAUCUGAAGACCUCAAGAUCAGAAACCAUAUAUGACAAUGUGUGUAGAAACAAAGCCAGUUUAUCUAAUUGGACGGCAGAAUCCAAGCAUUCCUGCUGCUUUUCAGUUGAGUCAUACAAGGCCAGAGAAUCCGGGGAGAAAGUCAUAGAAGAACAAAGGAAGACAGCGAACUUGAUGCCAUCUACACAAGGUAGGAAAAUGAAUGAAAUGCCGACAGUGCCUCGUUAUGCAACUUUGCCCAGUGAUUUGAAUUGCAAACCUGUUGAGUAUGAUUUCCAGAAGCAUGUUUGUUCAGAUAAGGAACAUUUGCAUUCUGGCAGUCCUUUGUGCUUGAGCUGGAAGGUUAAGAGACUAGAUGAACUCGAUAAAAAAUUUCAUAGAUUGAGAUUUGAUUCUACGUCCACGGUGACCACUAGAUCUAGAACAAGGAGCAGAUACGAGGCCCUGAAUACAUGGUUCUUAAAGCAUGAAGGCCCUGGUACUUGGCUACAGUGCAAUCCAUUGAAUAGAAGUUCCAAUAAAAAGGAUGCUGCAAAACCUACCUUGAAAUUAAGCUCUAAGAAAUUGAAAAUUUUUCCUUGCCCUGAUUCAGCAAGCCAUCAUUUUGACAAUGAUGGCUGUAUGGUUGGUGGUGAUCCGAAGACCACAGUUAAGAAGAAAGACCCUUGUGAUCAACAUUCUUUAAACUGUCUACCACCAAGGAGCAAAGUUGUUUUCUGCACACAAAACAUUCCUGUCAAACAAGGAAAUCAAGCUACCUCUAUCCAACAGGAAGGUCUUGCCUUUGAUCACUACCCUAGCAAAGAGAGAGAUUCUAUUGUGAGUUUGGAGGAGGCUUUUCAACCUAGCCCAGUUUCAGUCCUUGAACCACUUUUUAAAGAAGAAACAUUAUUCAGUUCUGAAUCCCCGGGGAUUAAUAGUAGAGAUUUAGUGAUGCAACUUGAACUUCUGAUGUCGGAUUCCCCGGGAACUAACUCAGAAGGACAUGACUUGUUCGUAUCAAGUGACGAUGAUAGUGGAGAAGGAUCAAUAUGCAAUUCAGACAAAAUUGAUGACAUUAUGAGCACAUUCAAGUUCAAAGAUAGUAGAACUUUUUCUUACCUUGUUGAUGUAUUGAGUGAGGCAAGCUUACAUUGUAAAAACCUCGAGAUGGGUUCUGUUUCAUGGCACAAUCAAGAACAACACGUGAUCAGCCCUGCAGUCUUUGAGAUCUUAGAGAAGAAAUUUGGGGAACAAAUUUCUUGGAGGAGAUCAGAAAGAAAGCUUCUCUUUGACAGAAUAAAUUCUGGGUUAGCAGAACUCUUUCAGUCAUUUGUUGGUGUGCCCGAAUGGGCAAAGCCUGUAUCGAGAAGAUUUCGGCCAUUGCUUAAUCACGAAAUGAUCGAGGAAGAGCUAUGGAUCCUGCUGGAUAGCCAAGAAAGAGAAGUGAACAAGGAAUUAGUAGAUAAGCAGUUUGGAAAGGAGAUUGAAUGGAUAGACCUUGGAGAUGAGAUUAAUUCUAUCUGUAGAGAGCUAGAGAUAUUGUUGGUCAAUGAACUUGUUGCAGAGUUUGGUAGCAUUGAAUUAUGUUGAGUGGUAUGAUUUAUAGCAGUCAUGGAUAAAACAUUAGCAUAGAAAACAUAGAGAUUUGUUUCUUUCUUUUCUUUUCCUUUUUAAAAAAGAAAAAGAGAGUCAUAUAUUUGUGUAUAGGAAACAGUUUUGAUCCAGUUGAAGUGUCUGAAGAAUGUUUACUGUAUUCUUUUAUUCAUGAGGGGAACCAUAGGUUAUUGUUGUCAAGUGUGACAGAUUGAUAUUAUUUUGAUACAUCAAAGACCCGAAGUCUAUGAUGCCAACUGUGGCAGAUUGAGUUAUAUGUAUUUGUGUACAAACCUUUGUGUUUCUUUUUUUUUCUUCUUUUUUUUGUUAAGUAGAGAAUUUGCUGCAAUUCAUUGUUGACAUCAGUUUCUAAAA